UAUUUACACAUCUUCCCAUACAUCGGACACACGCUUGUUAUCCUUUGAGUGGCCGUCCAGCCACAAUACUCUUCUUCCCGUACCACCAUCACCGCUGCUCGCAGAACCAGCACCAUGUCUGACGUAGAGCAGCCCACGAAUCAGGAGGAUAUUCAGCCCAAGGCUGAGGACGCGAACGCGCCGAUUAACAUCAAGGUCACAACGCAGACGGGGGAGGAGGUGUUCUUCAAGAUCAAACGGAACACGAAAUUGAGCAAGCUCCAGGGCGCGUACGCCUCGAAAGUGGGCAAGGAUGUCGGCAGCAUUCGAUUUCUGUACGACGGCAACAGAAUAAACGACGACGACACGCCGUCAUCGCUGGACAUGGAAGACAACGACACAAUCGAUGUAAUGGUAGAACAGGUCGGCGGCUCGGCGUGACAUCGGGGUCGCCGUGGAUCUGUUUGUUAAUAUGCUGUCUGUUCUGUAGUACCAUACGUGUCCGGUCAUCGCUCGUCUCUCGAUU
Messenger RNA from Rhodofomes roseus, 505 nucleotides. RefSeq names its product ubiquitin-like protein. Gene Ontology annotation, cellular component: septin ring; nucleus. NCBI's taxonomy places the organism in Eukaryota, Fungi, Basidiomycota, Agaricomycetes, Polyporales, Fomitopsidaceae. The record is from RefSeq and is a predicted model, not a curated record. Gene Ontology annotation, molecular function: protein tag activity; ubiquitin-like protein ligase binding. Bases 115 to 420 code for a protein of 101 amino acids. Gene Ontology annotation, biological process: protein sumoylation. The transcript is spliced from 6 exons.